Molecule: messenger RNA, 1704 nt
Organism: Neoarthrinium moseri
Lineage: Eukaryota; Fungi; Ascomycota; Sordariomycetes; Amphisphaeriales; Apiosporaceae
Exons: 1
Coding region: 1-1704 (567 amino acids)
Source: RefSeq, a predicted model, not a curated record
AUGCCGGUGAAUGUCCCCGAAAUCAGCCAUAGGGGCUAUGGAAAACAAGACUUCGAGCGAUUCGAUAACCUCGGCGUGAAGCAUGCGUCCAUUGCGACGUCGUCGAUUGGAAAAGUCAAAGUCAACUGCAAGUUUCUCUUUGCCAAAUCACAAUGGGGCGUGCUCUCGGAAGAUGAGAAUCCCGCUGGGGUCAUCUACCUAGACCUCAGCUUCAUCCAACCCGAUGAUUGCCGGCUGAAAAGCGCGGUUGUAACGGUUUCUUUGGACGAGGAACAUGAUGGUCUGCGUGCACUGUCGUCAUCAGAGCAGCCCAAACCAAGCAUUCCUGUACAGAUAAGCUCUUAUGGACCCCAGCAAUUCCAAGGACAGGCCAAACGCGCAAUCAGGACAGAUCGCAUCAGUCUGAAACCAGAAGUUACAGCAAUGGGUUUUGGCGGAGGAGGAAUUGGACCCGAAUCCGAAAAGACAUCCAUCGAAGAAGGCAUGUGGCAAUUUUCGAGCCAGCUUCUUCCCAAUGAGAAGAACAAAAAGAACCAUUGGGCGUAUCAAGUUCUCCGAUGGGAACUUACAGAGAACCAUCUGGCAAGGUCUUCCGAUCACAGCAAUACCAUCCAUACGGCAUUUUCUUUUGAGCACGAUGGGCAGCCCUUCUUCAUGCAAGUGGAAGUAAGCGGUCGGUUAGAAAGCCGUAAGGCCAAUUUGAAGAGAAGCUUAAAAGAGGUAAAGGGGAAAUUGGUUUUCCCGGCUGACCCAAGGAAUGCCCCAUCUGCCACAACAUUAAUCAACUUCGGAGGCCGCGAUAGGUUUCUUAAACCGUUAGAUGAGCUGUCAAGAGACCUUCCUUACGCCAUGGAGAUGGAGAAUCUGGACUCAGUACCAACCCGAAUUCCGACUUCACAACGACCAGUUUUUCACGGUGGAGAAACUAGCGGGCGACAGGAAGACUAUUCCAUCACAUUUCCAAACACCAACACUCAAGGUUAUGGUGAAGUACCUACGGCUAGUGAAAGAUACUCAUCCCAUUUGGAAUACGUACCCAAUAGAGCACCACUAUUGCAGCAGCCAAAAAUGCCUGGCCAAUUUCUCGAGGGAGAUGUUACACCGGUGAACGACCGAAUGAACAACAACCAACCGUCCACACUUCAUUCCUCAAGGGAUGGAAGUAAUGUUGGGCACAAGACUCAAAUCCACGAUCGUACGGAACCAACCACAGACAACUUGGCUUACUUUGCUUUUAACUCUAUAUCGCCACCACCUACCCGCAGUGCACGAAUACGACCGACAGCACGAAGCACGCGAGCUUCCCGUUAUAGGAAAGCAGAACCAGUCGGUGGGGAUAAAACAAUGCCAGUUAGGCGAGAUCUAUCUGCCAAUUUAUCCGCAUUUCUCCGGAAUGAAGACACUGAAGUGUCAGAGAUAUCCUCUGUCACCGUUGUGGACCACAGCCAAGUCGGGAGCACAGGGCAGUCUGAUGGUGCAUGGCCAAAAAGGUCCGAGGGCGAUUCUGAACCCGAGUCCCUUCUUAUAUUUCUAAUCUCUUGGCUUCUCAAACAGAUUCCGGGCCUACUUCUCGUGUUCUCAAGCUCUUGGGGCGUAAACCUAGCGCACUUUGUAGGUAAUAGUGCACCAGGAAUGCCGUUGAACCGAGAGCUUAAAAACACGCAGGACUAUGGACUCGACAACCCAACACACCACCAGAAGUAG